CGACGGGCUCGCGCUGCUGAGACAGGCAGAGCACUGAGGACCGGCGGCGCGCGCUCACAGACUCCCAGUCAGCCACACACACACACUCCCCAAACAAAGAGAAGCACGCGAGGCAGCAGAGCAUCCCACCCUUUCAGCCGCGAGCGAGCUCAUUUCCAGAACCGCCCCCCCUCAUCCCUCUGAGACGCACAGAACCGGUCCGAGCCAAGGCAGAGCACACAGAACCGGCCAUGACAACCAACGGCGCCACUAACGGAACCAGCGACAUGCUGCAGAUCCAGUUCGGCCUCAUCAACUGCGGGAACAAAUACCUAACGGCGGAGACCUUCGGCUUCAAAAUCAAUGCCUCAGCCACGAGCAUGAAGAAGAAGCAGAUCUGGACUCUGGAGCAGAGUGGGGACGACUCCAGCGGGAACGUGUUCCUGCUCAAGUCACAUCUGGGCCGGUACAUCGCCGCCGAUAAGGACGGCAACGUCACCGGAGACAGUGAGACCCCAGGCCCCGAGUGCCGGUUCAUCAUCACUGCCCACGAUGACGGCCGCUGGUCCCUGCAGUCCGAACCCCACGGACGCUACCUGGGUGGCACCGAGGACCGGAUCAUCUGCUUCGCCCAGACCGCCUCUGUGGCAGAGAAAUGGAGCGUGCACAUCGCCAUGCACCCGCAGGUGAACAUCUUCAGCCUGACGCGCAAGCGGUACGCACACCUGAGCUCCAAGGUGGAUGAGAUUGCCAUCGACCGGGACGUCCCGUGGGGGGUGGACUCCAUGAUCACCCUGGUGUUCCGUGAGCAGCGGUACCACCUGCAGACCUCCGACAACCGCUUCCUGAGGAAUGACGGAGCACUGGUCGCCACGACGGACAAGAGCACGGGCUACACGCUGGAGUUCCGCUCCGGUAAGGUGGCGUUCAGGGACUGUAGCGGCAGGUACCUCGCACCGUCCGGGCCCUCCGGUACCAUGAAGUCCGGCAAGAGCGGGCGCGUUGGAAAGGAUGAGCUGUUCGUUCUGGAGCAGAGCCACCCGCAGGUCGUGCUCACCGCUGCCAACGAGAGGAACGUCUCCACCCGGCAAGGUAUGGACCUCUCAGCCAAUCAGGACGAAGAAGGCGACCAGGAAGUGUUCCAGGUGGAGAUUUGUCGCGAAAACAGGAAGUGUGCAUUCCGGACUGCAGCGGGGAAAUACUGGACCCUCACUGCGAAUGGUGGCCUGCAGUGCACCGCCUCCACCAAGUCAGCUAAUUGUUACUUUGACAUUGAGUGGCGUGGGAAAAGGCUGACUCUCCGGGCUGCUAAUGGGAAAUACGUUGCAGCCAAGAAAAACGGGCAGCUAGCAGCCACCAUCGACUCUGCCGGUGAGUCUGAGGAGUUCAUCAUGAAGCUGAUUAACCGCCCCAUCAUCGUGCUGCGCGGGGAGCACGGCUUCAUCGGCUGCAGGAAGGUGACGGGAACGCUGGACUCCAACCGCUCCUCCUACGACUACUUCACCCUGGAGUUCAGAGACGGCGCCUACAGCCUCCAAGACUCCACAGGUAAAUACUGGAUGGUGGGGAAUGAGCAGUCGGUGGUGAGCAGCAGCGACACGCCCGUCGACUUCCUCUUCGAGUUCUGCGACUACAACAAGCUGGCCAUCCGCCACGCCGCCGACAACAAGUACCUCCGUGGCGACCACGCCGGCGUGCUGAAGGCCAACGCAGACGACCUGGAGACCGCCACGUUCUGGGAGUACUGAGAAGAAACAGAGGAGGAGAAACCAUGGCAACGGGAUGCGGUCGCCUGGCUGCCGUGAUGCUGAUAAAUGAAUAUAGUGCGGCGACCGGCACAGCAGCACUACCCUUCCGUCCAUACAUCUACCUAUGUACAACCCCCACCCCCUGCACACCUGGCAUCCCCUCCCCUUAUAUAAUAUCCUGUACUUAUGACUUUAUAUGUUGAUGAACUGCACAGAGAGAAGAGGAAGGAUAGAAGAAGAGGGAACAAAGCCUCCCUUUCUUUCCUUUAUCCUUCAUUUUCACCUAUCCCUCUCUUUUCCGGCUCUGCUCUGCAGUGUCAACCUUUAUUAUUUGUUGCCAUAGUUACCGUGGGGCUGUGCACUUUUUUUCUGCUCCGAUCUGGUUUGCUGCUCGACUUGUCACUCAUUCCCUCCUCGCCUUAUGAUUGGCCCUCUCCGUCUCGCCCGGCCGGCCGUCCUUUUCCCCAGAGCAGAGCAGAGCCACGUUUGAAGAGCCCCUCCUCUCCCUCUGAGUUAAAGCCCUCCUCGUCUUUCUACUCGUCUCUAUUGUCUGUGUGAGCAGCACGUGGUGGCAGUAUUCAUGGUGUCUGACCUGAUGAGGUACAUGUGUUUCUACCUGAUCUCCAUCUCACUGAACAGAUCAGUUACAGCUGCUUCCUGUUGGCCGAGUCCAAAAAGCGAGCCUGUUUUUGUGUGCUUUGGUGGUCUUGUAGAAACACAUAUCCCCCAGUUUGUUAGACCAGUAUGUUUGUUUCUGGAGCAGGUCUUCUGUCAACGACUAUGUGAUAUAACUGGAGUAGAUCUGAUGAUGUUAAAGAUCUCAAACAAGAUGUAACUGAUGGGUUUACGCACCCUCCUCCUCAUCUCAACUGUAAAAUAUUCCAGUUUCCUGUGUUGUUCUCUAGCUGUGUUCUCAUUGGCUGGCAGGGAGUCUGAAUGUCCUGGACCAAACAGGAUGUAGGAAGUCAAACCCCCACCCCCCACCCCCCAUUCCCCCUCCUCCAAUAGCUAAACCUAUUGUCCAGAGUAUAAAGAAAAUAAAAAUGUAAAAAUAGUGCAGUCACAUGUUUACUGCACACACCUGUCGUACUGGAAGAAAAAAACUUGCAGAAACACAGUUAGAUUAAUUUCUUUUUCUAUGUCCAAGGCACAGACAUUAUCAUGGGUAAGCAAACAUUAGGUAGGUAUAGGUAGCCAUAGCAGCGGUUAGCGAUGGAGUGACAUGAUUUAUAGACCCUUCGAAAGGUGCUUUUUGAGUCCCACGACCAAACUUAAACCUCAGCCUUUAACCAAGACCAAAUCUUUGGAAAAACGUAUCAUCUCACACACACAUCUUAAAAACUGGACCUGGUGCUACUGAUUAAACUCAAAAUCUGUUUAAGAUAAAAACAUCUCAUAUUCUGUCCAACUUUCUGCUGCACACAAAGGAUAGCGACCGUGCCCUUAUCAGCAAAUCUGCUGCUCCUUCACUUAAUUUCUGUCUGAAUGUUGGGCAGUUUCUGUAUUAACAGCCUUCACAAUAUAAACUGGACACAUUUUGUUUUUGUUGGACGUUGCUCUUCCUGACAUGUCAGCAAAGGAAGGGAAGGGAUGAGUUUUGCUAAAUUUGUUGUCUGCUUGACUUAAAUGUUCCAUCUUUUAUGCAGUUUUGUAGCACGCUGAACCCUGACUUCUUUGAUUUUCUGCCCUUCAUCAGCAUACUUUAUUUUUCUGAGCAAUAUCGCUAAAGCUGAUCUUGGCUGUGUAUUAUCGUGCUCUCCCACUCAUCAUGCAUUCCUCAGCAUGGAAAACCAAUCAUUGUCCCAUAAAAUCAUACGUGACAGCUCCUCACAAUGUCCUACACAGUUUUCUCUCUGAAGUUUUGACCGUUUUCUGCACGAAGGCUUGAGAAUCUCUCACCAGUUAAGAAAAAAAAGGAGCGGUUAUCCUUGCAGAAACUGGUCGUCUCCAAGGUGACCGAGGCUUAGACAAAGGGAUGUGGAAGGGUAAACAUGUGGUAAUGACUGUGCCUUACACUUAGUUUUUUGGGGCGUAGGAAAAUAAAAGGAUUUAAAAAAAAGAAAAAAAAAAAAAAGAAAGAAAAGUCCACAUCUUUGCUUUGUAUAACUGGAACUUCCUUUUGUAUUAUUAUUUUGUAUAAUUUUUUUGAUAUUGUGGAUUAAUCUCUCGUGCCAUUGGUUUACCUGAAGUCCAACGACCAAUAAAACUGGGAUUUGGAACGCUA
Messenger RNA from Sphaeramia orbicularis (orbiculate cardinalfish), 3951 nucleotides. It is a transcript of the gene fscn1a, whose product is annotated as fascin actin-bundling protein 1a. Gene Ontology annotation, biological process: cell migration; actin filament bundle assembly; establishment or maintenance of cell polarity. Lineage: Eukaryota; Metazoa; Chordata; Actinopteri; Kurtiformes; Apogonidae. The transcript is spliced from 5 exons. Gene Ontology annotation, cellular component: filopodium; growth cone; ruffle. The coding region runs from base 231 to 1727 and encodes 498 amino acids. The record is from RefSeq and is a predicted model, not a curated record. Gene Ontology annotation, molecular function: protein-macromolecule adaptor activity; actin filament binding.